Molecule: messenger RNA, 7779 nt
Organism: Salvelinus fontinalis (brook trout)
Lineage: Eukaryota; Metazoa; Chordata; Actinopteri; Salmoniformes; Salmonidae
Product: eukaryotic translation initiation factor 6
Exons: 7
Coding region: 6682-7419 (245 amino acids)
Biological process (GO): maturation of 5.8S rRNA; ribosomal subunit export from nucleus; assembly of large subunit precursor of preribosome
Cellular component (GO): cytosol; preribosome, large subunit precursor; nucleolus
Molecular function (GO): ribosomal large subunit binding
Source: RefSeq, a predicted model, not a curated record
CUGCAUUUAUACAAAAACAAUAUUAAUUUCCGCAUAGAGUGGAGUUAGAGCCUACAAAAAGACGCCAUUUCUAUCUCUAUAGUGUUGUAUUAACUAGGCUCUAUCCUGUGUGUAUGAAUCAGUGAUGAGUCGCUCACUCCCUAUGAUAUAUCCCUACGGGCAGGGCCGUUAUUGGCAGGCCUUAGGGGGCCUGGCCCGACCUACUGUACCUCCUUGCCCGUCCAAAUAAAAUACUGAUCAUUUACAGUGCCUUCGGAAAGUAAUCAGACCCCUUGAAUUUUCCCACAUUUUGUUACAGCCUUAUUAAAAAAUGUCAUCAAUUGUUUCUCCCUCCCACCCCCCUCAAUCUACACACAAUACCCCAUAAUGGCAAAAGAGAGAAAAAAAACAGGGUUAGAAUUUUUGGCUAAUUUUAAUUUAAAGAAACUGAUAUCACAUUUACAUAAUUAUUCCGACCUUUUACUCAGUACUUUGUUUGAAGCGCUUUUGGCAGCGAUUAUAGCAUCGAGUCUUUUUGGGAAUGCUUUGUCAAGUUGGAUGGGGAGCAUUACUGCACAUCUAUUUUUAGUUCUCUCCAGAGAUGAGUUCCAUUCCGGGCUCUGGUUGGGCCACUCAAGGACAUUCAGACUUGUCUCGAAGCCACUCCGGCGUUGUCUUGGCUGUGUGCUUAGGGUCAUUGUUCUGUUGGAAGGUGAACCUUCGCCCCAGUCUGAGGUCCUGAGCAGGUUUUCAUCAAGGAGCUCUGUACUUCGCUCAGUUCAUCUUUGCCUCCAUCCUGACUAGUCUCCCAGUCCUUGCCACUGAAAAACAUCCCCACAGCAUGAUGCUGCCACCACCAUGCUUCACCGUAGGGAUGGUGCCAGUUUUCCUCCAGACGUGAUGCUUGGCAUUCAGGCCAAAAAGUUGGUUUCAUCAGACCAGAGAAUCUUGUUUCUUUAGGUGUCUUUCCGCAAAUUCCAAGCAGGCUGUCAUGUGCCUUUUACUGAGUGGGUGCCGUCUGGCCACUCUACCAUAAAGGCCUGAUUGGUGGAGUGCUGCAAAGAUGGUUGUCCUUCUGGAAGGUUCUCCCAUCUCCACAGAGGAACUCUAGAGCAGACUGUGACCAUCCGGUAAUUGGUCACCAGAGUCUUGGUGGUUCCUGCUGUGUACCUUUCCAAAUCGUGUCCAAUGAAUUGAAUUUACCACAGGUGGACUCCGAGUUGUAGAAACAUCUCAAGGAGGAUCAUUGGAAACAGGAUGCACCGGAGGUCAAUUUCGAAUCUCAUAGCAAAGGGUCUGAAUACUUAUGUAAAUAAAGUAUUUGUUCUUUAUUUUUUAUAGAAUUUGCAAAAAUGUCUAAACCUGUUUAUGCUUUGUCAUUAUAUGGUAUUGUGUACAGAUUGAAGACUUAUUUAAUACAUUUUUGAAGAAUAAGGCUGUAACGUAACAAUGUGGAAAAAGUCAAGGGCUCUGAAUCCUUUCUGAAUGCACUGUAUGUACCCAGGAAACAGCCACCUUAUGUCCAGGGCCAGCUCCUUGUUGACCUCUUGGUAAGCCAGUCCAAGUGGAUUAUUAUUUGUUCAGAUGAUGACGAAACAUAAAUAUGUAGAAAAAUACAAAAGGGCAUGCCCACACUAAAGACACAAAAAAAAAAAGGCCCAAACAAAACCAACAGCUAUUCCAGCUGGGACACUGACUGAUGAUCACCCUAAUUGGCAGCAGCUGAUGUGCUUAUAAAGGCUAAGCUCAGCACCUAGAUCCGGUUGCUCCCAUCUGGGGAGAGUGUGGAAGUGUAUCCUGGAUAGAGUCAACACGAUCAUCAAAAACUCAUAUUCACCACUAUCUACUUUCUUGAAUUUUCGUAACUUUUAUAUUUCCCCCUCCCUAUUUCUUUUCCAUAAAACGUCCUUAACUGAAGAGACAAAAUAUGGACACUAAGCACUAGUGAUGUUACUUUUGAUACUGGAGCUCCAAGGCAUGCAUCAAAACAUUGAAGUAGUGUGGCGAUCACUUUAUCAGAAGUAUGUUUUUAUUUUACAUAUCUUAAUUUUAAUGUAACCUUUGUUUACCUAGGCAAGUCAAUUAAGAACAUAUUCUUAUUUACAAUGACGGCCUACAUCGGCCAAACCCGGACAACGCUGGGCCAAUUGUGAGCCGUCCUAUGGAACUCCCAAUCAAGCCCGGUUGUGAUACAGCCAGGAUUUGAACCAGGGUGUCUGUAGUGACGCUUCUAGCACUGCGAUACAGUGCCUUAGACCACUGCGCCACUCGGGAGCCCCCAAUGAUGUCCGAAGCUUUGUUUGAUCACGUGCUUUUUCAAAUCGUGCGAGAUCCCACUGGUUCUGGUGCUUUCUUCGAUUCCAAGCUGCUUUCAAACACCGACCUCUACUGGACACCGUACUUACAAAUAUGUGACUCACCACCUGGAUUCGGUCUUAAAUACACUGCAUUUGAGGAACAAUGGGAAAGAUAUUCUGCUUUGAAAGUUGAUAAACUUGUAAAAUCACUUUUGAGAAAAUGGCAAUUUAGUGUUUCGGUGCGAGAGAACUUUGUCUACACCCGUUCAACAUCGUUCACACCCUCUUAAGCUUUAGCCCCACCCAUCUCCUUGCAUUCAGAGCACACACUUGACGCUCUGGCCGAUGAUUUGUUUACCUCUGGAUAACAUGAAAACAGCUCUGCUGGCAACAAUUUAAUUGUUUUUUUGCAGACUUUUACUGACACCGGCCAUAUUCAACAGGUGUUGUACACUUUAGCUUAAGACAUGUAGCUAGCUACCUAGAUAAACAAUUAACCUAGCUAGGUAAACAACAUGUAAGAUCACACACAUCACGUCACGCCACCUAACGUUAGCUAGGGAGCCAGCCAGCUAACGCUAGCUAACAGUAUACUUUAGCUUGAAAUGAAACCACUUUCCACUUUCUAAAUAAUGCCAUAUGUUUUUUGAAAAAUAGUCAACUUCGUGGCAAAAAAGGGAAGAAUGAUGUAGGAUGCAAACCUGGUAUUCCAACUGAUUAUAGGCUACUAAAGCCAACGACUUACCGCUGCGCCAUGGAGUUUUGCUGAAAAAGUGGAGAAAAAAACCCGUCUAUCUGAUCAAUUAUUGCUUCCCAGCAGAUAAUGAAGCUCUGAGUAAUGAAUUGUUUUUUGGCAGAAUUUGGUGACCGCACUGAAGCCCUCAGAAAGCCUCGGUUUCCAAUCACUAAUAAACACCAGAGCUGCAGUUACACAACCUGACUACAGAAACCCUCAACUCUGAGAUAAAGCCAUUCUGAAAAACCAAAACCAUCCAAUUCUGCACUCAGGUAAUUUCUUCCUGCCAAAAGUCUCUGACUUGAACAAACCAAGGGACAACCUGUAACCUCUCUGAUUCUAAACAAAGUGCCUGACUUCCUUCACGAGGCACAUGGUCACAAGCAACAAGCUCCAUCUGAUAUGUAAGCAACAAUGUGAGACUUGGAGCAACCACCACCAGGGACAAGUGAAUAUCGACCACAACUUCAGCACACUCACUUGGAACACAAUCCAUGUUCCACUAACACCUCUUUGUUCCAGCCCUAAGCACUCACUGGAGGAGCACAGUUAGCCAUAGCUGCUUCACUUUGACUUUCAGAGAACCUAAUGAGACCCAUCUCACUUCCCCUGAGCCUCAGUGUUAAUCACACCAGCAUUACCAACAGGGAAAACACUAACCAUAAUCUCCUUAACUCUUAACCUCUCUAGGCUAGGGGGUGGUAUUUUCACAUCCGGAUGAAAAGCGUGCCCAAAGUAAACUACCUGCUACUCCGGCCCAGAAGCUAGGAUAUGCAUAUUAUUAGUAGAUUUGGAUAGAAAACACUCUGAAGUUUCUAAAACUGUUUGAAUGAUGUCUGUAAGUAUAACAUAAUUUAUUUGGCAGGCGAAACCCCGAGGACAAACCAAUCAGGAUUUGUUUGUUUGUUGAGGUCACUCUUUUCAAUGGGUUCUCAAUGGGAAUCUAGAAUUCUAAGGCAGUUGCUUGCAGUUUCUAUCGCUUCCACUGGAUGUCACCAUCCAUCCACUGGAUGGUUGAUGUUUUUCCUUUGAGAAAUGAAGAAGUAUACAUAGACUUUUGAUUGUCUUUAUUAAGACAUCCUCUAAAUCAAAUUUCAGCCAGCCUGAACUGCCUGCCCGCCCGCCCGACCUCCACCAGUCUUGUCAAUAACUCACACAACACAAUUUCCUUCCCAGUUCACACCUUUUAAAAAAUGUCAUUCCCAAGGGAAAGGUUUGGAAACAAAAACAAAAUCCCACUGACCUGUUCACUGGACGUGCUACCUUGUCCCAGACCUGCUGUUUUGGACCCUCUCUACCGCACCUGCUGUCUCUAACGCUGAAUGAUCGGCUAUGAAAAGCCAACUGACAUUUACUCCUAAGGUGCUGACCUGCUGCACCCUCUACAACCACUGUGAUUAUUAUUAUCUGACCCUGCAGGUUAUCUAUGAACGUUUGAACAUCUUGGCCAUGUUCUGUUAUAAUCUCCACCCGGCACAGCCAGAAGAGGACUGGCCACUCCUCCGACCCUGGUUCCUAUCUAGGUUUCUUCCUAGGUUCUGACCUUUCUAGGGAGCCACCGUGCUUCUACACCUGCAUUGCUUGCUGUUUGGGGUUUUAGGCUGGGUUUCUGUACAGCACUUUGUGACAUCGGCUGAUGUAAAAAGGGCUUUAUGAAUACAUUUGAUUGACUUACACCUCAAAUAUACAUUAACACACAGAAACAGCAAAUCCUCCAUAUAAUUUAAUCUCAUAGGACUAAUAGUACUGUAGAGCCGUUUUAACUUGCACACAAUAUUGCUGGGUCACCCCGUCUUGUCCCUAGGGUUCCACCACCCUGCAGCACCCCAACCCAACACACCACACUCAGCUUUAGGAUCUUAAUGAAGCAUUUAUUAUUGGUUUCGGGUGUGUUAGGCUAUGGCCAGAGUGACAACCCACAGGAGAGAAGACCCCCAGGGCCAGGACUGAGCAGCCAGGGAUUGCCUAAAUGGGUAUUUCUUCUGACGUGGGUAUGUUUUUAAUACACUCCUUUCUUUAGUUUUACUGCAUUCCAUAUAAGGCAUCCAUACCUUAUGAAAGUUGCACAGUACACCCUUAAUCUUGUAAUAAAUCAAAUAUAGUGAUACAUAACUUGACAUAUAAAUUAUCAUUUUGCUACACAUCUGUUAAAUAUGUGUAUGCAACCAAUAACAUUUAUUUGAUUUAUCUGCAACAAGUUAAUUUGAUGAAAACACAUCUGUGGUGGGAAAAUGUGCAUAUUUUUUUUUAUAUUUGUAUGAAAGUCUGUCGCCAACAGGAUGGAAACCUAGCUACUGUUGUAUAAAAAAAACGGUAUGUUUGUCUAGAUGCACCAUGAUGGAUAAAAUGUAUAGUACACAGGAUGUAUAGCCUACACCGGACAGAACACCUAAAAUUACCAUAUAAUAUAUUUUUAAAAUCUAAAUCACUAAUUUACUCUACAUAGCUCAGUUUUUGUUACAAGUAAGGAGUAGGCAAAUUAGAGGUACAAAUGGCAACAAUGUUGUAAAAUGCAACAAUGUUUUAAAAAAUUACAAAACAAUAGAAUUUAGGGUCAAUGACCGGAAUGUUCGGUAGUGGAAAGACAUAGGAAGAAGAGAGAUCAUGAUACAGAAAGUGUCUAGUAAAGAAAGCCAAAGUAGGAAGCAAGGGUAUUUGGAGUGGAAAGUGGUGGAUGAGACCACACCCUAUCCGAGUAACUAAUGCAGUAGAGAAAGAGGUAGGUGAAGUUAGCUCUGUUCAUUGGAAGUGGUAGAUUGUAAAUAUGUUGUGGUAGCCAGUGUAACAGUAUAGCUUCCGUCCCUCUCCUCGACCCUUGCAGAGCAAGGCGAACAACUACUUCAAGGGUCUCAGAGCAAGUGAUGUCACCGAUCGAAACGCUAUUAGCGCGCACCACCGCUAACUAGCCAUUUCACAUCGGUUACACUCACCCCCCUUUUGACCUCCUUUUCCGCAGCAACCAGUGUAACAGCAACCCAUCAAUGUAACAGUAUAGCUUCCGUCCCGCUCCUCCCCCCUACCUGGGCUCAAACCAGGGACCCUCUGCACACAUCAACAGCCACUCUCGAAGCAUCGUUAUCCAUCAAAAGCCACGGUCCUUACAUAGCAAGGGGAACAACUACUUCAAGGUCUCAGAGCAAGUGACGUCACCGAAUGAAACGCUAUUAGCGCUCACCACCGCUAACUAGCUAGCCAUUUCACAUCGGGAAGAAGAUUAAAAGCCAUGUCCCCGGUGCUUAUGCUAGAUUGAGGGGAGUCAUCACUGGGGUCCCAAUAUCAAUGUCCACAGAUUGUAUUAAAGAAAAUGUGAUGGGGGGGGAGAGUGAUUGAGGCCAAAAGGUUGAUCAGUAGUAACGAGGGUUAAAGAAGUGAAAGCUUAUCAGUGAUGCAGAAGUUUGAGAAAGUCUUGCCAGGAAAAGUUUGGGAUUUAUUUGGUUUUGAAUUUUAUUUUCAUGGUAGUACAGAAUUGGGUUUAUCAUGAUUGAUCGUACAUUCCAGCCCAGUAGGUGGCGGCAUGCACUUUAAACGUUUGUUUGCAGACCGCCAUGAUAUCAUAGAAGAAGACGUAAACGUAGAUGUUAAGUGAACACGUGUGGGGAAAAGGGAUCCACGCUUGCCGAGAGGUCACACGUAAGUAGAAACGUUCUGCCUCAACUGUAAAUCUUCAACAUGGCUGUCAGGGCAUCUUUCGAGAAGAACAACGAAAUAGGCUGCUUCGCCAAAUUAACUAACACAUACUGCCUAGUUGCAAUUGGCGGGUCAGAGAAUUUCUACAGUGUCUUCGAAGGCGAGUUGUCCGAAACCAUCCCAGUUGUACAUGCCUCAAUAGCAGGAUGUCGGAUAAUUGGAAGAAUGUGUGUGGGGAAUCGUCAUGGGCUCCUGGUGCCCAACAACACCACGGACCAAGAGCUGCAGCACAUUAGGAAUUGUCUCCCAGACACAGUGAAGAUCCAGAGGGUAGAGGAGAGGCUCUCAGCACUGGGGAAUGUCAUUGCCUGUAAUGACUAUGUGGCCCUGGUGCAUCCUGACUUGGACAGGGAGACAGAGGAGAUCCUGGCAGACAGUCUGAAGGUGGAGGUGUUUCGUCAGACAGUAGCAGAGCAAGUUCUAGUGGGGAGCUACUGUGCCUUCAGCAAUCAGGGGGGACUGGUACACCCAAAGACCUCCAUAGAAGACCAGGAUGAGCUCUCCUCCCUACUCCAAGUGCCUCUGGUGGCAGGAACGGUAAACCGUGGUAGCGAGGUCAUCGCUGCGGGCAUGGUGGUAAACGACUGGUGUGCCUUCACUGGGCUGGACACCACCAGCACAGAGCUGUCUGUCAUCGAGAGUGUGUUCAGACUGAGCGAGUCUCAGCCUAGCGCCAUCGCUACCACAAUGAGAGACUCUCUAAUUGACAGCCUCACAUAAGAUGCCAUUCUACCAUUAAAGGUGUGAGGCACCUCUGUGGGAAAACUGCUGCAGAAUGCAAGAAGCUGGACAUUUCUCCCAUGACUGUCAUUUGAUAUGGUUAAAACCUUCAAUGUUUAUUGGAAUUUUGUAUGGUGUAUCAAUGCUAGACUUCAUAAUUCCUUAAAUCUACUUAUGUUCUGGCAAUAUUAAAUCAAGAUUUUACUGUAAACUGUGACAAUGUUAGUUUUAAUGUUCCAUAUGUGAAGUGGGAUAUGUACAUUACAAGUGUUUCUGCCAAUUGCAUUACAGUAAAGCCAUGCAUGGCAAACAGUUGAUGUGGGGAUUUUUGGAAUGUACAAUAAAUGGAUUACCCUUUAA